This is a messenger RNA of Marchantia polymorpha subsp. ruderalis, 2398 nucleotides long. Lineage: Eukaryota; Viridiplantae; Streptophyta; Marchantiopsida; Marchantiales; Marchantiaceae. The record is from the annotation of a GenBank genome assembly.
GGAGUUUCACCACGGGUUCCCCACCGGUUCCCCACCACGGGGAACCGCUGGCGACGCCAGUGCUGCUCUGCUGCUAGACCCGACGGUCCUCGUGGUUGAGUGUUUGGGGCAAUUAUUUGGACCAACAUCGUCCAAUUGUAGUCAAUGAACCAUCGCCAUUGUAGUCCGCAGGAUUAAAAGGCUUCCAAUUCGGCGAUUGAUUUCAAAGCUGGGUGUAGCGGAGUUUCGCCAGUGGGCGCGGGGCAGGGGUCGCCUCUUUAGAGACAUAGAGAUAGAGAGAGAGAAAAAGCGUACGAAGAAAAGCAAGGAGCGGAGCGCACUGCAGACUGGAGGAGCAUCCGAGUGUCUGUCUGUGCGCGUCCAUGUGGUUCUGAGGAGCUGCGCUUUCUGUGAGGAGGAGAGUAUUGGAGGAUUGGAGUCUCGGACCAAAUGAAAGCAUGAAAGGCAUGGAAAGAGUUCUGAUUUCGGCCGAUUAAUGUGGCGAAAUUCUACGUGAGGAAGUUGAUGCAUGAUUCUCGUACAGUGUUGGAAUUGCCAGAUCCUUUCAAUUUGUUGAAGUCUUUAUUCUGCACGAGUGAAUGUGGAGUGGAGCGAGAUGAGAUUUGGAGGUGGAAUGAGCUCGAAGUUUUUUAGGAGGGGGCUUCUGGAGGUGGAAUGACCCGUUGCCUCUGCAUAGUAGGAGCGAUUGUGGUUUGGCUUCCGAGGCGUGUGUUCAAUGGCUCCUGCAAGAAAGAAAGUGAUCAUCGACACGGAUCCUGGCAUUGACGAUGCGAUGGCAAUACUCAUGGCUUUUAAUUCCCCCGAAUUGGAGAUAAUUGGAAUGACCACUAUAUUUGGCAAUGUUUCAACUCCACUAGCAACCACCAACGCUUUGUACCUGUGUGAAUUGGGUGGCUUGCACAUACCAGUUGCAGAGGGCAGUUCGGAGCCGUUGAAGGGUGGGGUUCCUCGAAUCGCUGAUUUUGUUCAUGGAGCUGAUGGUUUUGGUAAUAUUAACGUGGUCUCCACGGUUAAGAAAUCCAGCCAGAAAAGUGAACAAGCAGCGUGUGAUUUUUUAAUUCAGAAGGUAGCUGACAAUCCUGGUGAAAUCACCAUAGUGGCCCUUGGACCACUCACCAACGUUGCACUGGCCAUACAAAAGGAUCCUUCUUUCGGGAGUAACAUCGACGAGCUUAUUGUGCUCGGCGGAGCAUUUUUCGCCUCGGGAAACGUAACCCCGGCUGCUGAAGCUAAUAUCUUCGGUGAUCCUGAGGCAGCAGAUCUAGUUUUUACAGCUGGAAUCAAUACUCAAGUGAUAGGCAUUAAUUUGACUACACAGGUCAUUUUGAAUGAGGAAGAUUUGCUAGAGAUCAAGAAUUCGAAUUCGAAACACGGAGAUUACCUCUAUGACAUGACUCGCUUUUACAGAUCUUGGCAUCUCUCAUCAGACGGUUUAGACGGUAUUUUUCUGCAUGAUCCAACAUGCAUGGCAGCUGUUUUGAACUCAUCCCUUUUCACUUAUCGCACUGGAGUUGUUAGAGUGGAGACACAAGGGCUUUGCACUGGCCUCACAGUGUUAGACAUGGGUCUCAAGGAGUGGGUUGGUGAUAAUCCUUGGGUCAGGAAACCUGCAAUCAAGGUAGGCUGGACUGUGAAUACGACAGAGGUCAAGAAACUCGUCAAGGACUUACUGAUGAGACCUUAAGAAGUUACAACUCCUUUGUCCCACUUGAAGUUCUAGUUGUUCUUUUUUCUUAAAUGUUUAUUCUUAAAAUCUCCGGAGAGUUUGCCAAGAAAUUGGGAAUACUUCGCAGCAGCAUAUGAUUUGUAUUUGUGCAACUCUUUUAGUCAUGUCUGUAUACUCUCUGGGGUGUAGUCAUAAAAAUAUUGUCGAGUUUCCCUCCACCGAUGAGGUGCCAUGUGCAUUGCAUCAUCUUCCCUUUGAAAGCUCAAACAGAGCAAAUCUGUGAAGGAGCUUUCUCUACUUUUGAAGAAAUUGCUUUCAGACUGCAACUGGUCACCAGAGCCAAAUGGUACUUACGCCAAAUUUUGUAUCUACCUUUUGUGUACAAGAUAAUGGUCUUGAGAGUGCAAAGAAAGCGGAUUCAGGUGUCCCAAUAAUCCACAUAAGGUGGGUGCGAGAUAUAUACCUCCCUUAUUCUGUUCGAUCUUAAGUGACUAAUGGAAGACGAGAUCAGAGAGAGAAACAAGAGGAGCUGGUCUCGAAUGUUGCCUACUUAUCAGUAUUCUACUUCCAUCUUUAUCUCCUUACGAAGCAAUAGGUUCAUAUCCUAUUGGCACCAUAGAAUCUGAGCCAUUUUUUCACAAUCUAUGAGGUGCUUAUUCUAGAGAUCUGUGGCGCAUAGAUUUCACCUACGGGUUUUACGGCAUAUAAUAUCAUAUCAUGCCAUUUAUUCAC